Sipha flava (yellow sugarcane aphid) is the source of this 1977-nucleotide messenger RNA. Its product is annotated as alpha-L-fucosidase-like. The record is from RefSeq and is a predicted model, not a curated record. The transcript has 9 exons. Gene Ontology annotation, cellular component: lysosome. NCBI's taxonomy places the organism in Eukaryota, Metazoa, Arthropoda, Insecta, Hemiptera, Aphididae. Gene Ontology annotation, biological process: fucose metabolic process; glycoside catabolic process. Gene Ontology annotation, molecular function: alpha-L-fucosidase activity. The coding region runs from base 200 to 1612 and encodes 470 amino acids.
ACGGGUCGCACACCAGACACCGCCACUGAACGCCACCGUCGUCGUACCGCUCGUCAACGAACAGUACGAACAGUACGUCGGCGGAACGUCCGCGUUCGCAUACGUUCGCACAUCCCUCAGUUUCGAUCUCGACCGCGCUUGUCCGAGCUCAGUUGGCGAUCCCGCGAUCAACGUAGCGUACACGUGAAUCACGCGCGAUAUGUUGCGUUGCCGAGAAACUUGCGCGUGGCUGCCGGCGGUCGUCGCACUCGCAGCGUUCGCCGCGUGUACGUCCACCACCUCGGACGUCCGGCGGUACGAACCGGACUGGACCAGCUUGGACGCUAGGCCGCUGCCCGCGUGGUACGACCAGGCGAAGUUCGGAGUGUUCAUCCACUGGGGCGUGUAUUCGGUACCGGCGUUCGGCGGUGAAUGGUUUUGGAUGAACUGGAGAGGCAGGAAAGGAGCAUCUUACGUAAAUUUCAUGACGAAAAACUACAGGCCAGGUUUUACGUACCAAGAGUUCGGUCCUCAGUUCACUGCGGAGUUCUUCGACCCUAUGCAAUGGGCUAGCAUAAUCAAAGACUCCGGGGCAAAGUACGUAGUACUGACCACUAAACACCACGAAGGAUACACGAUGUGGCCGUCAAAAAGAGCGUUUGGAUGGAACUCCGUAGACGUCGGACCACACAGAGAUCUAGUAGGAGAACUGAGCAGAGCCGUGAGAAGUUUAAACUCAACUAGGUUUGGUGUUUACCAUUCGUUAUACGAGUGGUUUAACCCGCUUUGGAUGCAAGACAAACAGUCCAAUCUAACUACCCGUACUUUUGUGACCGAGAAAGUUCUGCCGGAACUUUACGAAUUGGUGAACAAUUAUAAGCCAGAAGUCAUAUGGUCGGAUGGCGAAUGGGAAGCACCAGCCACUUAUUGGGAUUCGUUGAAUUUUCUCGCUUGGUUGUACAACGAUAGCCCCGUGAAAGACACAAUCGUUGUGAACGACCGUUGGGGAGGUGAUACGCUAUGUAAGCAUGGUGGAUUUUUGACAUGUGCAGACAGGUUUCAACCAGGAAAGGUAGUUGGCAGAAAAUGGGAAAACGCUAUGACGAUCGAUAAGUAUUCGUGGGGCUACAGAAAAAAUGCUCGAGCAUUAGAUGUGUACACCAUUCAAAAUCUAAUCGCCCAGUUGGUGGAAACAGUUAGCUUUGGAGGUAAUCUGUUAUUAAACAUAAGCCCAACUAGUGAUGGCAUGAUUCCGCCAUUGCAUGAAGAACGCUUAUUACAGAUCGGCCAAUGGUUAUCCGUUAACGGUGAAUCGAUUUACAACAGCACACCAUGGCCAAAGUGUCAAAAUGAUACGCAAAACUCUCACUUAUGGUACACUCAAGGGUACGUUUCUACGAUAAUUUAUCCAAUAGUUUUGCAAUGGCCCGAGGAUAAUUUACUGAGCUCUGCAUGCUUGGACAAAUUGAAAAUUGCGUCCAUUGUUAUGUUGGAUACACAAAAAGAACUCAAGUGGAGUCAAAAGCCAGAAGGUGGUUUAAUAAUUAAACUCGAAGAUAAAUCAAUUAUCAAAUCAAUGUGGGGUUGGGCUUUGCGAGUGAUUUUGAAUCCUGAAAGUGCUUCUCAAAAAUAGUAUCCUAUUAUUAAUAUGUGAUAGUUAAAUAUCAUUCAUUAUUUCAUUAUUUGUCAUAGCACCUACGUAUAUUCGCAUAUUAUCGUAUAGAACAAUGUUUCCCAAGCUUUAUGCUAAGGCAGCCCAUAAAUGUCCUUUUGGUAGAACGUGUUUGGAGAUGAAUCUAAAAAAAAAAAAAAAAAAAUUAAUAUGGUUUAAUUUAAUAAAAUUAAUAAUCAUUUUAUUAUAAGGAAUUAUUAUAUACCUUGACGUAAUGCAGAAUAACUCAAUUCUGUUAAUUAUAAUUAUAUUUUGUUAGCUUAAAUAUUUUUCUUGUUAUUAAUGUGACUCAUCAAAAAUAUUUUGCAACCUUUAGUUUGGGAAAC